CUCUGCAGUAGAUUGCAACUCCACCCCCUUUGGCAGUUCUGUCUUGGGGGAAAAUGUAUACACACAGAGGCGUUUUCUGACCGAUUUUUACCACUCAGAAUCCAGAAUGGAUAUGACAAUGUGGCAGCACAGGAUGUAAUACACCCUUACAACAAUCUACUUUUUGAUCUUGACUUCUUAUCUGGUAAACUGCUACUGUGUGUCAAGAAAAGAGCCCCAAUUAGGGGUUAGUGUACUCCGGUAUAUAAAGGACUGGUUUAGAUUAAAAGCUAUUGCCCUCUGCCCCCGUUCAUAGGGGCAUGAGAGACUCGUCACUGGUAGAAUUUAGUUGCCACUUUAUUGGCCCAAACACCCACAGACCCACAAGGUUGAGGUUACUCAUGGACAGUAAUUAGUAAAAAAAUAAAUGUUGCAUUGUGUCUUCUAACUGUCCAAGAAUAGGAUCUAAAGUGUUUGGAAAUAUUUGUUCCCAUAAAUCCAAAGGAGGAUGUCUCUCCUCAUACCUCUGGCUCUGUGGUGCACCGUCUGACUAAAGUGCCAAUCAGGAGAGAAUAUACAUACAGGUCAAUGGUGCCAAUUUAAAGUCCAGGGGUGUGUCUGUGCCUUUUGGAUUACUCUCUCUUUACAGAGAACCACUGUGGAUCAAGUCAAGAGCUACCCUUCCCCUUUCAGUCUGGUCUGCGCAUGUCUGAAAGUGACACAACCAGCAGCCAAGAGUUUUUCACACUCUCCCUGAGCCGUUCAACCUGUCAUUGACGUGGGAGUCUGAAUUCCGUAUAAAGCUGUCGUGGAACGCACCAAAGGAUUUAGAUGCAUCAUGCAAGGUGAACUACAUGAUCACUACAACGAUCGGAGAGAGGAGACCCAAAGUAGAGACAACUUUCAAGUUGUAUAAAGAGUAUAGACUCUCUACGGAAGAUGCAGUGAAUUACACAGUGCAAACAAACCCCAAACACUGUAUAGGUAGAACCAUAAGCAAACCUGUCAGCAAAUCCAUCACUAAACCCACAGAGUUGGUGAAGAACUUCCAGUGUUCCCUCUACUCCUCUAAGGCCAUGAACUGCAGCUGGCUCCCAGCCAAUCAGGCCUCAGACCUCCAGCUCUACUAUGGGUACCUUGGUCCCUCCCACAUAGCAGCAUGCAGUGAGUACCAGUACAGAGAUGGUCAGAGGACAGGAUGUCACCUGAGAGGAUCCUUCCUUCAAUAUGACGUCUACUUCAAGGUCAAUGGGACUCUCGAUGGCUUAUCUGUACAGAAUAACUUCCUGGUGCUUCCUAGAUAUCAUGUCAAGCCCCCGGCCCCUAAGGUGAAGAUCACAGAGGAAGGUAGGAAUCUCAUCCUGAGCUGGGACCCUCCGGACAUAGGCGCUGUCCACUGCUGGAAUUUCAUCUUAAAAUACAACAAGUGUCAAGAGUCUCUGGGUAAGGAAAUACAAUUGGAACAUGUACCAGGGAAGGUUUCAUAUGACCAGAGAUGCCAGUACAGAGUCAAGCUUAAAGCAGUCUAUACGAAAUGGUGUGGGGAGGGAGGCAGCGACUGGAGCGAAGAGGAAAUCUAUGGCACAGAAAUACGUUUUUCCCCCAAGAUUCCCCCGAGGACCCUAACUGCACUGCUUAAUAAGAGUGUCCGGAGUGGGAGCUCCGCAAUCGAUCAUAGAUCAGCACUCCAACUCUGAAACCACUCAUGACUGCAAUUCUUCCUCUCUCUAUACCUCUCUCUUUCCUUUCUUCUGUGCUGCUCAAGCAGCUCUGGAUUUCUGUGCUUCUCCACCCUAGCUUUUGAUGCAGCCUUUCUUUUCUUAUCUGCCAAGACGUUUAUCUGCCAAGAUAACAAGAAGUUUAAAUUAAUCAGAUUGUUCUAGAUUAUUGCACAUCCACUAAAGGGGCAUUGCACUCAAAAAAUGUAAAGUUUGGCACAUGUUUGCACACCUCAAAAGUAGCCUUAUGUCUCAAAAGUAGACUUAAAGGGAUAGAUCACCGAAAUUACAAACGUACAUUGGAUUCCUUACCCUGUAAGCAGUCAAUGGACAAGGCAAGACAGCAAUCCAUGCUUUGGUUUAUAGCACAAAACCACUGCAAGUGGAUAUCCCUGAUUUUUUUUAUAAGCAUUUUCACAUUCCAUGUCCAAAUCAUCCAGUGCCAAAAAUUGAUUGUCUAGCUCAAUACAGUUAGUUUAAGAUGAUUUGGACAUGAAAUGUGAAAUAUGCUAAUAUCACAGAUAUUCAGUUAAAUUGGUUUUGUGCUAUCAAUGUUAAAAAGAUGGAGACCGUGACCAGGUAAACAAAACCCAAGCAAGGAUUGAUGUGUUCUCUUGUUAAUAGACUGCUUACAGGGUAAGGAAGCAAGCAGAAUACUACCCUGUACCCCACUGCUGGCUUGCCUCGGAAGCUAAGCAGGGCAGAUACUGUUGGAAGUGGUGUCGGAGGGCCAGUAGGAUACACUCUUUCCUCUUGUCUAAAAAAAAAUAUAUCCCAAUGCCCUGGGGCAGUGAUUGGGGACAUUGCUUUGUGUAGGGUGCUGUCUUUCAGAUGGGAUGUUAAAUGACUCUCUGUGAUCACUAACGAUCCCAUGGCACUUAUCUUAAGAGUAAGGGUAUUAACCCUGGUGUUCUGACUAAAUUCCCAAUCUGGCGACCUAAUCAUCCCCAGCUUCCAAUUGGCUCAUUCAUCACCCCUCUCCCCUGUAAUUAUUCCCCAGGUCAUUGCUAUAAAUGAGAAUGACUUCAGUCAAUUUAACUGGUAAAAUAAGGGUUAAAUAAAAUGAACACAAAUUACAUAUUGGUUUAUUUAACUAUCCAUUUAAAUCCACAUCCCAGGCCAUUUAUUGUGUAGACACACCUAUAUGCAAAAAACCCCAAAUGAAUGAAAAAGAUAAGCACCAAAUAAGACCUGGAAAUUAUAUGGUGUUGAUCUUUUCCUGUUGACGUUGAGACAUACAGCUGGCUUGGGGUUUGUAUUCAUUUUGUGAAAAGGAGAAAAUAAAAAAAAUGUAUAAUUAUAAGAAAGUCUGGGUU
This is a messenger RNA of Oncorhynchus kisutch (coho salmon), 3013 nucleotides long. Its product is annotated as interleukin-13 receptor subunit alpha-2-like. Bases 834 to 1676 code for a protein of 280 amino acids. The transcript has 8 exons. Gene Ontology annotation, biological process: cytokine-mediated signaling pathway. NCBI's taxonomy places the organism in Eukaryota, Metazoa, Chordata, Actinopteri, Salmoniformes, Salmonidae. Gene Ontology annotation, molecular function: protein binding; cytokine receptor activity. Gene Ontology annotation, cellular component: external side of plasma membrane. The record is from RefSeq and is a predicted model, not a curated record.